AUGAGUACAAUCGCAGAGAUAGAGAAUAUUAACAACGUUAAUGCUAGAUAUGAUCAUGAGCACGUAAUUGCUACAUUGCUUCCAUUGUUCAAUCAAUUGAACACGUAUGAUGAGAACAUUAUCGAUGAUGCAUGCCGUUCAAUUCGAUCACAUUUCAGUAGUGCAAGAGCAUUGGCACCGACUCAACCUCCAUUGCUCGACGUCCGCGUCACUCCUUUCAUUCAGCUCGGUCUGCUUCAUCCGAGUGCAGAGGUGCAGGCCACCACUUUGAAGCAGAUCGAUGAGACGCUCAAGACCAACAGAGAGGCAACACUCGAGUGGCUCGGCAGCAACGAGAUGCUCAUAAGCUUGGUGCCUUUGCUUGGUGGCAAGUCAACUCUGUCUGUCGCUCAAGCAACACUCAACAUAUUCUCAACGAUUGCCAACAAUGAUGCCAAGGCCUUGCUUCAGCAGACUGCCUUUAUCGAUGCCAUCAAGACAUGUUACAUCAAUAAUCUUGACAGCGAGUCAGCUCACCUACGUGUGUUGGAGUUGGCUGUCAUCCUCACCUUGCUCGACCCGGCAGAGUUCACAACCUUGCUUCAAGACCCAUUAUUGGAUGCUCUGUUCAAGGAGACAUCAUCGGCCAACUCCACAGACACUCUUUCCCGACUGGGCGAGCUGGAGCUGAUCGGACGUCUUGGUGGAAAUGUUGGCGCACUCGAAUGGAUCGUUCAAUCGCAGGGCAAGUUGUUUGAGGUGCUCAGAUCUACGCUCUCAAACGUCAAGGAUCACGAUGAUUCAUCCACACCUCCCGACUACCUCUGGGUCAAUGGAGUCUAUCAAUUGGUUGCUCAAUGGUGCCAAAGCAACCGACACAUCGACUUGAUGUUGACCGCCGGACAGCUCCAACUGCCACUCUUCAGCUCGAUACUCUAUUGUCUCGAGAGUCACAGAUCCUCCACUCUGGCCACAAGAUGUGUGGAGCGAGCCAUUGAAGUUAUUGGUAUCAUUGGAAGCCAUCGAUUUGGUCUUGAUCAUGUGCUCGCCCAACCAGAGCUAUGCAAGCUGUUCAUAUCGUUCAGCCAUCACAGACUGGACAACAUUGCGGUGCCCAGCCAGCACACUCUGGCAAUAAUGUUGGAGUCCAAGGAAGCAAGACCGACCGUCACUGACGACCUUCAAAGGUUGGUGAUGGAGAUUGGCGACGGUCAUGAGAUACCCAAGAGUGCGAUGAAGUCUAUCUCAUCACCCAUCGAGGAUGUAAGGGUGGCCGCGCUGCACCUCGUCCAGGCAUUCUGUCUACAUCAAUGGGGAUGCCAAGCAAUGCUGGCACAACCAGGCCUAUACGAGUAUCUAAUCAGUCGCAAUGAGACCACCAAGUUAAUAAGAGAGUGGAAGUUUACCAUUGUACAAACAUUGGUGACACAACAGGAAGCACUGCUCAACACUGAGAACUUCAAUCAUCAAUGGCUCAAACUUAAGGAGUAUCAUUCACGUGGUGUCCAUUACCUGCCAAGCGAAGCCAAUGUAACAAUUGCCACUCAAGACAUGUAA
Molecule: messenger RNA, 1536 nt
Organism: Acytostelium subglobosum LB1
Lineage: Eukaryota; Evosea; Eumycetozoa; Acytosteliales; Acytosteliaceae
Exons: 1
Coding region: 1-1536 (511 amino acids)
Biological process (GO): proteasome assembly
Cellular component (GO): cytosol
Source: RefSeq, a predicted model, not a curated record